Molecule: messenger RNA, 1257 nt
Organism: Drosophila suzukii
Lineage: Eukaryota; Metazoa; Arthropoda; Insecta; Diptera; Drosophilidae
Gene: Rbm13
Product: RNA-binding motif protein 13
Biological process (GO): maturation of 5.8S rRNA; maturation of LSU-rRNA
Cellular component (GO): preribosome, large subunit precursor; nucleolus
Source: RefSeq, a predicted model, not a curated record
UGUGGUCCACUGUGAAUUCAUCGAUAUCAGGUGGUGCACUUUAAAAAGUUGCACGUGUUCGAAGUUAAAUUGGUUUUUGUUUAAUUUGGCGAGUGAUUUAGAGAUUCGGGGCCGCCAUGCAGCACGACGAUGUGGUUUGGAGCAUCAUCAACAAGUCGUUCUGCUCGCACAAAGUCAAGACCGACACGCGCACCUUCUGCCGGCAUGAGUACAACCUGACGGGUCUCUGCACCCGCAGAACCUGUCCCCUGGCCAACUCACAGUAUGCCACCGUGCGCGAGGAGAAGGGCAUCAUCUACUUGUUCAUCAAGACGGCGGAGCGGUCCCACAUGCCCAGCAAGCUGUGGGAGCGGAUCAAGCUGUCCCGGAACUUCGAGAAGGCCAUCGAACAGAUCAACGAGAACCUGGUUUUCUGGCCCAAGUACAUGAUUGCCAAGAACAAGCAGCGUUUCCUCAAGAUCACCCAAUACCUGAUGCGAAUGCGCAAGCUGAAGCUGCGCCGCCAGAAGCUCAUCGUCCCGCUCUCCACAAAGAUCGAGCGGCGGGAGGCGCGACGCGAGGAGAAGGCCUUGGUGGCCGCCAAGAUCGACAACCACAUCGAGAAGGCCCUUAUGGAUCGUCUCAAGAACGGCACCUACCGCGACAUCUACAACUUCUCACAGACCGCCUUCAACAAGGCUCUGGAGGCGGAACGGGUGGACGAGGAAGACGAGGACCUGGACGACGAGGAUGAGGAGGAGGAGCACGAGCGCGAGAUGGAGGUGGACGCCGACGCCGACGAUUCCCGCGAGGCUGUCGAGCUGCAGAGGUCUCUGCUCGACGAGGAGUUCGUGGAGGCCGACACGGAUGAUGAGGAGGAGGACGACGACGACGAUGAGGACUACGACAGCGAUUCUGGCAAGCGGGAGGAGGUCGAAGUGGGCAGCGACUUCGCAGAGUCCGACGAGGACGAUGAUCCGGAUGCUGAUGACAUUGAGGACAUCAAAGUGCCAGCCAAGAAAGCCGCCAGCAAAUCAAAGAAGGACAAGAAAUCGCCGGCGCCCAGUCGUCGCAGCCGCUCGAAACCCAAACUGGAGCUGGAGUACGAGUAUGAAGUGGAGAAGGAGGCGCAGGGCCAGUUGCGCCAUUAGCCAGGUCCACACUAUAUUCCCCAAGCACCCCCACUUAGCUGUUAGCGCUUAUUGUUUAGCCAACUACGUUUGUAAUGCCGCUUAGGAAUAGUAUUUUAUAAAACCCAAGAUGAAAAACACCAAUGCA